AUGGAUAAAUUUCGUAUGAUGUUCCAGUUUUUGCAGUCCAAUCAAGAAUCGUUCAUGAAUGGCAUCUGUGGGAUUAUGGCUCUUGCUAGCGCGCAGUUAUAUUCUGCUUUUGAGUUCAGUUGUCCAUGUUUACCGGAGUACAACUACGCAUAUGGGAUCGGGAUCUUAGUUAUUCCACCGAUUUGGUUUUUCUUACUGGGGUUUGUCUUGAACAAUAACGUGUCAAUGCUCGCAGAAGAGUGGAGGCGGCCAGCAGGAAAGCGUAAAAAAGACCCGACGGUACUGCGUUACAUGUUAUGUUCCAUUUCGCAGCGUUCUUUGAUAGCGCCUGUUGUUUGGAUAUCCGUGACACUGAUGGACGGAAAGAGUUUCCUUUGUGCGUUUAGCAUCACCUUGGACGUGAAUCAGUUUGGAAAUAAAAGCAAUCACGGACUCUCAGAUGCGGAUCUCGAAAAAUUACUGGCCAAAAUUCCAUGCAAGCAUAUCUUUGAUGGGCACGAAAUUAUAUCGCGAGAUGCGGCUUCCAGGUACCUUCGCUGUGUAUCACAGGCUUUCGGCUGGCUCUUCCUGUUGCUAUUGACUUUUCUUGCUUUUAUGGUGAGAGCGAUCAGACCUUGCUUCACGCAAGCUGCUUUUCUCAAGACCAAGUACUGGUCCCAUUACAUCGACAUAGAGCGCAAGAUGUUUGAUGAGACCUGUACGGAGCAUGCCAAAAGCUUUGCCAAGGUGUGCAUUCAGCAGUACUUCGAGAGCAUCAGCGGAGAGAUGUGCGGCUUCCACAGCCAGCGAGCCCACAAGGACGAUGGCGAUGACGAAGAAGACAAACGCAAGAGCGACACGGAGAAGCUCCUCGGGAUACGGGCCCAGGAUGACAUGAACAAAGUUCUCUGGAACUGGCACACCUGCAAACCAUCACUCGACCUAAAAAAGGACCCACCCAUUAAUGGAGAUGCCAAUGCAAAUGGUUUCAUGAAUGGUUCUGUACACCACGCACAUGCCCCACCAAAGAAAGAGUGGGUAACUUACUAUAGCAAGGUCUGA
This is a messenger RNA of Megalops cyprinoides (Indo-Pacific tarpon), 1041 nucleotides long. It is a transcript of the gene calhm1b, whose product is annotated as calcium homeostasis modulator protein 1. Lineage: Eukaryota; Metazoa; Chordata; Actinopteri; Elopiformes; Megalopidae. The transcript has 2 exons. The coding region runs from base 1 to 1041 and encodes 346 amino acids. Gene Ontology annotation, molecular function: monoatomic cation channel activity. The record is from RefSeq and is a predicted model, not a curated record.